AUGUCCAAUUCCACCAUUAAUUUUGCUCUUUUCCUCUAUUUCAUACUUUCUUUCAUGUCUGAUAUUUUUUUUUCCAUUUUUUUUUAUAAUUCUUCCUUUCUUUUCCUCUUUCUUCAUUUUUUUUUCCUUUUCUUUCUAUAUUUUUUUAUCUUUUUCCUUUCCUUCUUUUAUUUUCUUUAUUAUUUCCAUUUAGGAACAAGUACCAAUAUGAUCGUUGGAAUUCUUUCCUUUUCAUCUUCUACUCUUAUUUUCUCCCUUCUACCUCUCACCCCCUUCCCUUACAAUUCCUCCCUUUCUUUCUUUCUUUCUUUCUUUCUUUCUUUCUUUCUUUCUUUCUUUCUCCUAAGUCUUUCCUUUUCAUCUUCUACUUUUAUCUUCUCCUUUCUACCUCUCACUCCCCUCCCUUACAAUUCCUCCCUUUCUUUCUUUCUUUCUUUCUUUCUUUCUUUCUUUCUUUCUUUCUUUCUUUCUCCUAAGUCUUUCCUUUUCAUCUUCUACUUUUAUCUUCUCCUUUCUACCUCUCACUCCCCUCCCUUACAAUUCAUCCCUUUCUUUCUUUCUUUUCUUUCUUUUCUUUCUUUCUUUCUUUCUUUUUCUCCUCAGUCUUUCCUUUUCAUCUUCUACUUUUAUCUUCUCCUUUCUACCUCCCACUCCCUUCCCUUACAAUUCCUCCCUUUCUUUCUUUCUUUCUUUCUUUCUUUCUUUCUUUCUCCUCAGUCUUUCCUUUUCAUCUUCUACUUUUAUUUUCUCCCUUCUACCUAUCACUCCCCCCCUUACAAUUCAUCUCUUUCUUUCUUUCUUUCUUUCUUUCUUUCUUUCUUUCUUUCUUUUCUUUCUUUCCAUUACUUAUCUGACAUUUUUACAUUUUCUUUUUUCUCUUCCUGA
Messenger RNA from Acanthosepion pharaonis, 885 nucleotides. Lineage: Eukaryota; Metazoa; Mollusca; Cephalopoda; Sepiida; Sepiidae. The record is from the annotation of a GenBank genome assembly.